Mizuhopecten yessoensis (Yesso scallop) is the source of this 914-nucleotide messenger RNA. RefSeq lists its product as uncharacterized. Lineage: Eukaryota; Metazoa; Mollusca; Bivalvia; Pectinida; Pectinidae. Bases 19 to 885 code for a protein of 288 amino acids. The transcript has a single exon. Gene Ontology annotation, molecular function: zinc ion binding. The record is from RefSeq and is a predicted model, not a curated record.
AUUGAUUGCAACAAACGCAUGUGCGUAGACUGCACAGAGAUGCAUAAAAGUAUCAUGGUUCCACACACAAUACUACCCAUUGACAAAACGAAACAUGCGGGCAUCAAAAAGGUAUUGGAUUCAUCUGAUAGAAGUCAAGUAUGUCAAACACAUCAUGACAAACUCGUCACUUUCUACUGCAAGACCUGCAAUGUGACAUACUGCGCCAAAUGUGAAUAUCACGCCUCACAUGAUACCGAAACGAUUCCGACAGCUGCGAGGUACGUACGGAAACAUUUACAACAAUAUAUCGCUGCCCAAAGUCCAGUAGUAGCCCAGAUAAGGGAUAGGAUAGCCGACUACAGCAGAUUCCAAACGGAACUUGUGUCUCAGUUAGAGUCAUCUCGUAAAACGUUGUACAAUUUUUCGGGACUUCUCGCAGACUCUAUUCGUCAAAAAGCAAGAGCUGUAGAUGAAGAGUUGAAACAGCUUUUCACGGCUCAAAAGAGAGACUCGUUUAUCAUCAUCAAGCAGUUGGAAGACGAAGAGGCUGUUGGAAAAAGUUUUAUAAAUGAUAUUCUGGCAUCAUUGAAUUACGGCAGCACUGUUCAGCUGGUCCGAUCAAUGUCAGGCUUCGACAAAAGGUACGGAGAUAUCGUUACUCUUCCUCCACACUUACUUGAUCCAGCCAUGAAACCUAUGUUUCAGUUCAAACCUUCAUCUGACACGAAACCAAUAACAGAGUUCGUUAUUGGGUCCAUUUGUGGACAUCAGCCAGUCACUCAAGGUCAAACAAAGUUAAGAGACCAAGCAUCUUGGGAUGAAAGAUACUACAAACGACAAAGUAAAAGUGACCAAUCAUCUUGGAAUGACAGUUACUUCGGACGACAAAAUAAAUCGAAAUAAGUUAUUAUUGAUAGCUUUUCUUUACCGUA